UCACAUCGCCUGUCGUGUGUUUACUGUCUUGUGGUGUGUUAACUAUAUGUUUUGAAAUAAUUAGCAAUUUUUUUUCGCUCAUUGGCUUGAUAAAAACGAGUCAAACGUAAAUAGAUACGUAAAUAUAGUCGGAUACGUUCAUACUUAAUGAAGGUUAUUAUUUGUUGUCGCGGCUAAGGCACGCUCAGUUCGCUAUCUGACAUCAAAUAGAGAUCACGCGCAUUGUCACAACGCUAAUAUACGCAGUGCUCCGUCGUUCCGUGUUUCAAUUAUAACGCUCUUCUCGUUGAAACACUCAAGAUGGAAGAUAUCCCAGAGCAUUUGAAGGGUCUGCUCCACAAGAUAGCAAAGGAGCAAAACUUUGUUGAUUAUGAGGUGAACAUAAAGCCGAUUUCGAGUGGUGGCGCCAACUACACGUCGUGGCUGUAUACGGCCAGCAUCACGGAGGGCACGCGCACGCUGCGCCUCUUCGCGAAGGUGGCGGCCAUCGGGGAGAAGAUGCGCGCGCAGGCACCUAAGAUGUAUGACACGGAGCGCUACUGCUACACACAGCUCGUGCACAUUUACGAGCGGCUGCAGGAAGAACAUCGCGUGCCGCCCGACCAGCGGUUGGCCUUCAGCCCGUUCUACGGCUGUAACCCCGAGCGCUUCCAGGAAACCAUCGUGCUAGCCGACCUGGUGGCGGCCGGCUACGAGCCCUACGACCGCUUCCGCACCAUCGACUUGCCUUACGCGGAAACUGCAAUCACGGAAUUAGCCAAAAUGCACGCCGCGUCCAUGGCGUAUGCAAAAUAUCAUCCAGAAGACUUUGUCGAAAUAUUGGAAAAAGUGAGGUUUGAAUGGGCGAUGGACGAUCCAGGUAUGAAGGCUUACAUGGAAAACCUCAUCAGUACAGCAACUAGUAAUGUGAACGAAGAGAACAAGGCUAAGUUUGCGAAGUACUUCGCUGAGCUAGACAUGGAUGCGUUCAUGGCUCUGUUCAAGAGCAGUCGGAGAGAGGUGUUGGGUCAUGGUGACUACAGGCCCAGCAACCUCAUGCAUAAGAUACUUGACGACGGCAAAGUGGACAUUAAGAUAGUGGACCUCCAGACCCUGCAGGGUGGUAGCCCCAUCAUCGAUCUGCUGUACUUCAUCUUCACGGGGUCCGACGAGCAGUUCCGCGCGAAGUACUUCGACCGGCUCGUGGAGCACUACUACUCGCAGCUCAGCGCCGCCAUGAAGAGGUUUAACCUCAACCCUCAAGAAAUAUUCUCAAAGGAAGAUUUUGAACAAGAACUUAAAGAGAAACUGCCGUUCGGGCUGACCCUAGCCACAUUUAUCUUACCCUUAGUGACUGUGGAGACAGAACAUGCUCCGAAGGUAGAUGAGAAUAUGGACUUCCAAGAUUUCAACAUUCAGAAUACCAAUGACCUGUAUAAGCAGAGAUUGAAUGGAGUGGUCAACGAUUAUGUCAAGUGGGGUAUUCUGAAGGAGUGAGUUUGAUCUAAGCGGAUAGUAUAUAUACUAUAGUUAAUGAUAGAAACUGUGAAUAAAUUCGUGUCGUUCAUGUUUCAAAAUAAAAUUAAAUAAUCAUGUAGAUAUAGUUUAAUAGCUAAUUUUACUUAUAUUAAAUUACUAUUACUUAUUAUUAUUUAUAUUACUUUGUUUAUUAUCAAAUCAGUUUUAAACUCUGGUGUUGGUGUAAAUAAACUUGACCAAAUAUGAUAAGUAUUAAGUUUUGUGUUAAUGUAGUUGUUAGUGGUUAUGGUUGAACAGUUAGUUAAUUUUAACUAUGUAUAUUUACAUUUUUGAUAUAGGCCCUGAGAUUGUUAAUGUUUGUUAGUCUUACUUUUUAGAUUCUUUUAACUAGACUAGACUAAUGUAAAGUAUAACUUUUUGAAAACCCUGUUAAACUUCCUCAUUAAUUCUUACAGCAGGAUUUCAUUUAGAAAAAUGAUACUAUGUUAUGAAGGUAAAACUGUAACUGAUAACAAUGGAUAAGUAACAUAAAGAGAUUUAGCUGUUUACAGCCUAUCUCAAUAUUCUAUCUACUUAUCUGUUGUUUAAUUUGACAUAACAAUUAACAUGUAUUAGGCUAAAGAAUUCUAGUAAGCAAAUUAACAGAUACCUUACCUAGAUAAAAUAUUGGUAACUGCCAUGAUUAAUGUCUUGAAGUAAUAUAAGGUAAACUGCAUGCAGUUGUGAUUCAAAUGUUAAAAGGCAUGAGUGAUGUAACACAUUGGUGUUACAUGUGGCUAAAAUAAGUAAUGCUUAUAAAAGAGAAAGUUUGAAAGUGGUACCGGUGACCGAAAAGCUGUUAUGGGAAUCGGUUGUUAAGUAUCAGCUGAGUUUGUGAUGCAGAGGAAUAUUGUAGAUGUAUUGUGAUAAAGGUUUUGACCAGAGUCAUGAAUGGAUAAGAAAGCGCAGAAAUAUGAUAUGAGUAGAAUGACGUGAUAGAGAGAAUUUACCGACCCAAAACAAAAUAAUUGGGAUAAAGACGAUGACUUAAAUGUCAAUAAUGAACCGAUUAGAUAAUUUAGGUAAUGAC
Messenger RNA from Helicoverpa armigera (cotton bollworm), 2527 nucleotides. RefSeq lists its product as uncharacterized. The transcript is spliced from 3 exons. The coding region runs from base 301 to 1476 and encodes 391 amino acids. Lineage: Eukaryota; Metazoa; Arthropoda; Insecta; Lepidoptera; Noctuidae. The record is from RefSeq and is a predicted model, not a curated record.